AUGGACAUUUGGGUCGUUUCCACCGUGGGGCUCUCAGAAUUCCUACAAGAAUCCAAUCUGAUCAUGGCCAAGUUGAAUUAUGUGGAAGGAGAUUAUAAAGAAGCUCUCAACGUCUAUGCCCGGGUGGGCCUCGACGACUUGCCGCUGACAGCCAUCCCUCCCUACAGGUUGCGGGUGAUUGCGGAGGCCUAUGCAACCAAAGGACUUUGUUUAGAGAAGUUGCCUAUUUCCUCUUCUACCAGUAACCUCCAUGUGGACCGGGAACAAGAUGUCAUCACCUGUUACGAGAAAGCAGGGGACAUUGCACUCCUGUACCUCCAGGAGAUAGAAAAGGUAAUACUUACUAAUAUUCAGAACAGAAGCCCUAAGCCUGGCCCUGCUCCCCACGAUCAAGAACUAGGUUUUUUCCUAGAAACAGGACUUCAGAGAGCCCAUGUCCUCUAUUUCAAAAAUGGAAACUUGACAAGAGGAGUUGGGAGAUUUCGCGAGAUCCUCAGAGCCGUUGAAACAAGAACAACUCAAAACCUACGAAUGACAAUAGCCAGGCAGUUGGCAGAGAUCUUGUUGCGGGGCAUGUGUGAACAGAGCUACUGGAGCCCCCUGGAGGACCCCCCGUGCCAGUCACCCCUGGAUGACCCUCUUCGGAAAGGAGCAAACACAAAAACCUACACACUCACUCGGAGAGCCCGCGUCUACUCAGGAGAGAACAUUUUCUGUCCUCAAGAAAACACUGAGGAAGCCCUGUUGUUAUUGCUGAUCAGUGAAUCAAUGGCCAACCGGGAUGCUGUGCUGAGCAGGAUACCUGAGCACAAGAGUGACCGCCUGAUCAGCUUGCAGAGCGCGUCUGUGGUCUACGACUUACUGACCAUCGCUCUGGGAAGAAGAGGCCAGUAUGAGAUGCUGUCUGAGUGCUUAGAAAGAGCCAUGAAGUUUGCCUUUGAGGAGUUCCACCUCUGGUACCAGUUUGCCCUGUCACUGAUGGCUGCUGGAAAAUCCGCACGUGCUGUGAAGGUGUUGAAAGAGUGUAUUCGUCUGAAGCCCGACGAUGCCACCAUCCCGCUCCUCGCCGCGAAGCUGUGCAUGGGCUCCCUGCACUGGUUGGAAGAGGCCGAAAAGUUUGCCAAAACUGUCGUCGAUGUGGGAGAGAAAACGUCUGAGUUCAAGGCCAAAGGCUACUUAGCUCUGGGGCUCACGUACAGUCUGCAGGCCACUGACGCUUCUCUGCGAGGGAUGCAGGAGGUCCUGCAGAGAAAGGCGCUGCUUGCAUUUCAGAGGGCCCACAACCUGUCACCUACAGAUCACCAAGCAGCUUUCUACCUGGCUCUGCAGCUUGCCAUCUCCAGACAGAUUCCAGAGGCUCUGGGUUAUGUCCGCCAAGCUCUUCAACUUCAAGGUGAUGAUGCCAACUCCCUGCACCUCCUUGCUCUCCUGCUGUCAGCACAGAAGCAUCACCACGAUGCCCUGAACAUCAUCGACAUGGCCCUCAGUGAAUAUCCAGAAAACUUUAUACUACUGUUCUCCAAAGUGAAGUUGGAGUCACUCUGCCGAGGCCCAGACGAGGCACUCCUCACCUGUAAGCACAUGUUACAGGUAUGGAAAUCCUGCUACAACCUAACCAACCCCAGUGACUCUGGACGUGGGAGCAGCCUCUUAGAUAGAACCAUUGCUGACAGACGACAGCUUAAUACAAUUACUUUGCCAGACUUCAGCGAUCCCGAGACAGGCUCCAUCCACGCCACGUCUGUAGCUGCCUCAAGAGUGGAGCAGGCCCUAUCGGAAGUGGCCUCAUCUCUGCAGAGCAGCGCCCCCAAGCAGGGUCCACUACACCCCUGGAUGACACUGGCACAGAUCUGGCUCCAUGCAGCUGAAGUCUACAUUGGCAUCGGGAAGCCUGCGGAAGCCACGGCGUGCACCCAGGAAGCUGCCAACCUCUUCCCCAUGUCCCACAACGUCCUGUACAUGCGAGGCCAGGUCGCUGAGCUCCGAGGAAACAUGGACGAAGCCCGGCGGUGGUAUGAAGAAGCCUUAUCCAUCAGCCCCACCCACGUGAAGAGCAUGCAACGAUUGGCUCUGAUCCUUCACCAGCUGGGCCGCUACAGUCUAGCAGAGAAGAUCCUCCGGGACGCCGUCCAGGUGAACUCGACAGCCCACGAGGUCUGGAACGGGCUGGGCGAGGUCCUCCAAGCCCAGGGUAACGACAGGGCAGCCACCGAGUGCUUCCUGACAGCCCUGGAGCUGGAGGCCAGCAGCCCGGCCGUGCCCUUCACCAUCAUCCCCCGCAUGCUCUGA
Molecule: messenger RNA, 2289 nt
Organism: Orycteropus afer afer
Lineage: Eukaryota; Metazoa; Chordata; Mammalia; Tubulidentata; Orycteropodidae
Source: RefSeq, a predicted model, not a curated record